Molecule: messenger RNA, 2177 nt
Organism: Danio rerio (zebrafish)
Lineage: Eukaryota; Metazoa; Chordata; Actinopteri; Cypriniformes; Danionidae
Source: RefSeq, a predicted model, not a curated record
CGAUUCCUUGAAAAGAUUCGACACAGUUGAACAAUUCUUUCGCGAGAUAUCGCUACAUCCCUCUGUCAUUUACACACGGAUCUGUGGCGAGAGGUCAUUUAUCAAUCGAUCGCAAUAUGUGUCAGUUCAGCAGGCUAACAACAUGAAUCAAACCACCGCGAUACAUAUUUCCUUUGUAAGCGCUUUCGUCAAAUAAGAUCUUUGAAUUAAGACUUCUUGGAUCGGUUGGACAUUUUUAACGAUGGCGCCACAUCCGGUGGUUCAGGCAGUUAUAGACCUCUCUGCUGGCGCUAUAGGGGGUGCAGCUUGUGUAUUUAGUGGUCAACCUUUGGACACGGCGAAGGUGAAAAUGCAGACGUUUCCCACAUUGUACAGAGGUUUUGUGGACUGCUUCGUGUCCACAUACAGACAGGUGGGCCUUCGAGGCUUGUAUCAAGGCACCACACCGGCCCUCAUGGCCAACAUCGCAGAGAACUCUGUGCUCUUCAUGUGCUACGGCUUUUGCCAGGAGGUGGUUCGCUUUGUCUCUGGACAGGGGAAAGGGGCUGAGCUGAGUGAUAUGCAGAAAGCGUGCGCGGGCUCUGUGGCCUCUGUGUUCUCCUCUCUGGUCUUGUGUCCCACUGAGCUGGUGAAGUGUCGACUGCAGGCAAUGCAUGAGAUGGCAUCCUCCGGCAAGAUCACCCAAAGCCAGAACACAGUUUGGUCGGUGAUGAAGUCCAUUAUGCAUAAUGAUGGUCCUGCAGGUUUCUUCCAGGGUUUGACCACAACCAUUGCCCGUGAGGUGCCUGGGUAUUUCUGUUUUUUUGGAGCGUACGAGCUUUGCCGCUCUCUCUUUGCCGACUACAUGCACUGUGGCAAGGAUGACAUAGGUGUCGCACCCAUCGUGUUCAGUGGAGGUUUUGGUGGAGCUUGUCUCUGGCUGGUGGUUUACCCAAUGGACUGUGUUAAAUCCAGGAUACAGGUCAUGUCGAUGACAGGCAGACAAUCAGGCUUCUUCAAGACUUUCAUGCAUAUCUUCAGAACCGAAGGUGUAAGAGCUCUAUAUUCUGGUCUGACUCCCACUAUGAUUCGGACAUUUCCAGCAAACGGUGCACUGUUCUUAGGUUAUGAAGCCAGUCGGAAAGUCAUGAUGGCACAGUUUGACAGCUGACCUUCCAGUCUCGUUUAUUAGCAUUAAACAGUUUUGUAUUUACUGUGCCAUGGUUUGUGCGCACACUAACAGUCAGUUUUAUAACAAGGCUUUAUUUAUUUUAACGCUUUAAAAUAAGAUUCAAUUGAAUUAACACAUCAAAUAUAUCAUGACCUAUCAGUGAACAAUACUUUUUGAGGCAGUACAUACUCCAGGUUACUGUUACUUUAUAAAUAUUCUGUUUUUAGCCAUUGCUAAUUUGUGUUUGUUCAUAAUCCACACAACACAAAAUAUAAAAAAAAAUUCUAAAUUAGUAAAUAAUUAUACUGAACUAUAUAUAUAUAUAUAUAUAUAUAUAUAUAUAUAUAUACACAUUUAUUAGCAUUUUAAAUUGGAUAGACCUUGGCCCGAGGGUCUUAAAACUUUAUUGCACCGUAGUGUAUUCUCAGUGAUGACUGAACUUUUUGUGACACAGCAGAAGUGAUCUGUUUAUUGCACUGUUAACACUGGUCUCAUCACUCCUUCAUAUCAAUCAUUUUUAUUUGUAACCUUAUAUCUUACAAAUACUACAUUUUUAGUCUACUUAUUUAUUUUUUGCUCAUAAUUAAAAUCUCAAAGUCUUGUAAAAUAUAUUGUAGCUAUGCAGUAAAGAUAUAAAACAUCUUAGCAUUCCUGGAUUUCUGUAACUAAUGACUCCAUGUAACGUGCAGUACUCUUGUGUGCCAACAGCUUAAAUUAUGACUGCGAUUGAAAGCUUUACUGACUUGUCAGGCAGUGACUCUGUUGGCAGCAAUUGCACAUGAAGGCACCACUGAUUUCAACUCGCAUUCAUUUGUAGUGUAUACACUACCUGACAAAAGUCUUGUCGUUGAUUCCAGUUGUAAGAGCAACAAAUAAUAACUUGCCUGAACAGUGGGUAAAGUUUUCAGAAGAUUCAUCAGGAUUCAUGGUUCUCCAGGAUUGGCCAGCCCAGUCACCAGAAAUGAACAUUAUUGAGCAUGUCUGGGGUAAGAUGAAGGAGGAGGCAUUGGAGAUGAAUCCAAAGAAU